Pyricularia grisea is the source of this 1533-nucleotide messenger RNA. RefSeq lists its product as uncharacterized. The transcript has a single exon. The coding region runs from base 1 to 1533 and encodes 510 amino acids. NCBI's taxonomy places the organism in Eukaryota, Fungi, Ascomycota, Sordariomycetes, Magnaporthales, Pyriculariaceae. The record is from RefSeq and is a predicted model, not a curated record.
AUGUUCUCUCAAGACUUCGACUUGGAGGUCGGCGACAAUUUCGAUUUUGAUCAUGUCGACCAGGUCAAUAGCAAAUUUCUCGAUUUCAACUCAUCUCUGGAUGCAUGGGAUGGUAGAACUUCGAUUCCCAUGGAUAUCCCGACGGCAGCGAUUUCAUUACCCAGCGGCCCAACUCCGAUUACGGCCAGCGCACCGGACACUGCAACAGAUACAUUUGACCUGGAAAUGGUCACUGCCGCUGCCCACAAUGUAAUUGCGACUACCGGCGCAGCUGACCCUUUAUAUUUUGGUACGUCUUCGAGCACCCCCAUGGCAUCGCCCUUGCCAGCACUUGAACCCCAAUCGGUUCACAACGAGAAUAUUGACUACGAACUUGCCAGCUUCAUGGAAACGAACCAAAUUGCAUCCCAAAUGCCAGUGCAGCUGGGCCAUUGGAAUUCUGCUUUCAGUCUGAGGAAUAAACCCAUCUCGUCCGCCGAGCUAGCACAGAGCCUCCUAUCCCCAAUAUCUGCUGCCCCCCAUGGUCGUCCUCUCCACAAAUUGAGGCGUGGCCGUGGGAAAGAUGGGUCAAGGGAUGACCCAAAUGAGUUCUACUGGAGACUCCCGGGGCCUCCCCCGUCGUGGGCUCAUGGGCGUAGUGUCUUCCACUAUACUUGUGAUGGGGAGCUCAAUCUCCUCUACAAGUUUGACGAGGUGGCAUUUCUGGACUACCUGACACAGCCCGAGCUUGUGCUUCUAAUCCAGAGAACCCCUACACUGCACAAUCAUCGCUACCCCAAUUAUCUCCUAUCACCCAAGUGUAGAUUCCGCCAAUGCCGCGCCUUACACCGCACCAUUAAUCGUGGCGAAUUCCGCGUUGCCCUCAGCGAGCAUCCCUCCUUGUACGGUGGCAUGCUUGACCCUUUCCACUGCGCCGGGUAUGUGCAUCUUUACUGCCUGGAGUCUAUACUGGGGGUUCGCAGAAUGGUAGAGCUCCAUGAACAAGAUAGAUUGGUUGUUCAUACUCAUAGUCUUCCCAUGGAGGAGAAGGAUCCAAUGUACAUCAUGGGGGUGCCAGAUGAAGCUGGCCCAUAUAGCCGCUAUAUAAAAUGGUUCGAUCUCGCAAAGAGCUGGGUCAACAACACUCUCCAUGAGCCGGUAGAAGGCGACAAAACACUAAAUUGGUACAUGGCCAAGGGGGUGGUUGAGUCACAACUCCCCUUUCAACAGAGACAACGUCAAAAACGCGGGUUGGCCGAUUUUGCCAAGCACAUGGGUAACCCAGAAGAGAAGCUCCGCCUACGGUGUGCGAACAAGGCGGCGAAGGCUGGCAAGCCGCGACAAGAGGAGGCUCACGGCAGGACCCAUGGCCGAGAAUGUUCGCAGGGCGGUUCCAGGAGCCGUUCAAAGUCGCCGGUCCGUGAAACGGGACGAACAGCCGACCGCCGACUGCGCGACGAACCGCCACUGGGAAAACCUGAUAAAGAUGACGAAGUUGACGAAGAUGACGAGAACUAUGCUCUGGAUGGCCACCCAAAUGCCGAGCUCUAUUAG